Messenger RNA from Pectinophora gossypiella (pink bollworm), 2202 nucleotides. Its product is annotated as ribosomal RNA processing protein 36 homolog. Gene Ontology annotation, biological process: maturation of SSU-rRNA from tricistronic rRNA transcript (SSU-rRNA, 5.8S rRNA, LSU-rRNA). The transcript has 4 exons. The record is from RefSeq and is a predicted model, not a curated record. Bases 89 to 817 code for a protein of 242 amino acids. Gene Ontology annotation, cellular component: nucleolus; 90S preribosome. Lineage: Eukaryota; Metazoa; Arthropoda; Insecta; Lepidoptera; Gelechiidae.
CUUAAAAAUUUAUAGUGUUUGUUGUUUGUGCGUUUAUUUUAGUGAACUUAGUAAAUUUCUACUAUUUUUGAAGAAAUAAGCCCUGAAAAUGAGCAGCAGUGACGAUAACUCGAUAAAUUCUGAAGAAGAGGAGCUUAAUGACGGAGAUAGAACAGCUAUCAGGGCUGAAUUAUCCUCUUUAUCGUUUGAAGAGCUUCAGAAACUUAAAGAAAGGAUAGGUGCUAAGGUGUACAAGGAAGCCUUGUUUGGGAAAAAUGACAAGCAAAUGGUAAAGAGUGUGCCAAAAGUCUUCAAAAGGGAAAACAAAAACAGACCGCGUGAGAUGAGCUCGAAAAAACCUGUUCCUAUGAUUCUGGACGUGCCUAAGGUGAAGAAGAAAGAAGUUCGUGACCCCAGGUUCGACCCUCUAUGCGGUGAAUUCAAUAAAAAGGAAUUCUCAGACAACUAUAAUUUUCUGUCAGAUAUACGCAUGAAAGAUAUUAAAGCCAUCAGAGCCGAGCUGAAGGAGACUACCGACCCAGAGAAAGAGAAGCAGCUCCGUAGACUGUUACAGAGAAUGAACGACCAGCACAAGGCCACCAAGAAGAAGAAGGAAGAGAGAGAACUCAAACACAAGAAGAAGACAGAAGUAGAGCAAACAUUUAGGGAAGGAAAACAUCCACACUUCAAAAACAAAUCUGAGAGUCGAGUUGAGGCUUUAGUGAGACAAUAUGAGGAGCUGAAGAAGGAAGGCACUGGACGCAUCCAGAGACAUCUAAAGAGACGCCAACAGAAGGUCAAGAAACGCUCCCACAAGGCACCCACUGGAGUCAGUUGAUGGAGAAGCUGUAUAAAUUAAAAUAAAUAAAAGUAAGUUGUUAGAAAUGACGGACUUUCCCUCCCAUUUUCCCCAAAGUAAAAUAGAUGAUGCUUUACAAAUAUAACGGGAUAUUUUAUUUACCUAUUUUCUUAUUGCUCACAUACUUACAUAAAUAAAAAAACGUAAUGGCCGAGGCAUAUAUAAAAAAAAUAUUAUUGAUUAGAUCAGAUAUUAAGUAUUAGUACUAUGUGGCUCCCUAUAAUGCUUCACUUUAUUUUGAUCACAAGGAUAAGGAGGAGAAGGUAAUGAAUGGAAAAUGUGUUGUUCCUGGGUGUAAUAACAAGGGUGAUCACCUCAUUUAUACCCAAAAACAAAGAUGAAAGAUGCACAUGUCUGUUAUUCAUGAGAUGGUUAAACAAAGGCAAUGUUGUACAGCACCAUCUAUUUUUUUGUCGGGGAAUGUGGCCUCAAUGUAUCUAUAGUGUUAUGUAAAAUGUUUCAUGUGCAUAUCAUCAUCAUCAGCCCAUUAACGUCCUUCACGGGCCUUCCCUAUGGAUGGAUAGGGAGAUCGGGCCUUAAUCCAUCACGCGGGCCCAGUGCUGAUUGAUGGUUAUUAACGACUGCUAAUGCAGCCGGGACCAACGGCUUAACGUGCCUUCCGAAGCACGGAGGAGCUCGAGAUGAAAACUUUUUUUGUGGUCACCCAUCCUAUGACCGACCUUUGCGAAAGUUGCUUAACUUCAACAAUCGCAGACCGAGCGCGUUUACCGCUGCGCCUUCGAGCUCCUCAAUGUACAUAAUAAUAUAUUGAUUGUAAUUAAAUGUUUUAAUUUUAGAUUCAUUUUCAUAAUAUUUGUUUAUGUACACUUAAAUUCUAUGUAAGUAAUUUGGUAAUAUAUCGUCACUGGAAUGGCAAAAUUACGUUAUCGCCAAAAUAUCCUAAAAUAGCAGUCUAUGUUAUGGUAAUUAUGUAUUGCUAGAUCCAAAAAAUGAAAAAAAAAAACAAUGUAGGUAAUCGUACGUGGACUUCGUCGAAAUUGGAUAAAUGGGUAAAAAAUUUUGAGAAAUACUUUAAACGGAUUUUUCUCGAAAUUGCCUCUUGGCGAUUAAAUAAUUUUGCCUUUCGACGAAAUAAUCUAUGUACGAGUACACUAACGCAUAUUUAUGAAACACGACUCACGUUCGCGCCUCACCCAGCAGGGCCCACGUAAUACCAGCGUCGUGGUUCACGCCGCGACUUGUGCUGAGUGAGGCCCUUUUAUCUCAGGACGUCCACCACCUUAUAAUCAUUUUAAUGAACAUUCUCUAUGUUAUUUUUGUAAUUGCUCUGUGAAAAUUUUAAGUUAUGUUAUAGUCUUGUUUUUGUGUGUGGCAUCCUUUUAUAAUAAACAAUUUCUAUUCUA